GAAAAGGGCUUCCAUGGAAAAGAAGCGCAUAAAAUUAUAUUAACCCUUACCAUUUGAUGCCCAUCCAAUUCGUCGUCUCUCGUCACCACUCUCAUCUCUCUUCUCUCCUCCACCGUCUACCCUCCCCGCUUGCUCUCAACAUACACAACGAACAAACCAUGUCGCAGAAGAUCGGGAAAGCGAUUAGGCGGCCUGGAGCCCCCUCCAAGGCGCCGGUCUACUCAGACGUCAAUGUUAUCCGCCCUAAGGACUAUUGGGACUACGAGGCGCUUACUGUUCAAUGGGGGGAGCAGGAUGAUUACGAGGUGGUGAGGAAGGUUGGUAGGGGGAAAUACAGCGAGGUUUUUGAGGGUAUUCAUGUUACCAAUAACGAGAAAUGCAUCAUCAAAAUCCUCAAACCGGUCAAGAAGAAGAAGAUCAAGAGAGAGAUUAAGAUUUUGCAGAAUCUCUGUGGAGGGCCAAAUAUUGUAAAAUUGCUUGAUAUUGUAAGGGAUCAGCAAUCAAAGACCCCAAGUCUUAUAUUUGAACAUGUGAACAAUACAGACUUUAAAGUGCUGUAUCCCACUCUAUCAGAUUUUGAUAUUAGAUAUUACAUAUAUGAGCUUUUAAAGGCUUUAGAUUAUUGCCAUUCUCAAGGCAUCAUGCAUCGGGAUGUGAAGCCCCACAAUGUCAUGAUAGAUCACGAGCAGCGUAAACUCCGCCUAAUUGACUGGGGACUUGCUGAAUUCUACCAUCCAGGGAAAGAGUAUAAUGUUCGUGUUGCUUCUAGAUAUUUUAAAGGCCCUGAACUUCUGGUUGAUUUGCAAGAUUAUGAUUACUCCUUGGACUUAUGGAGCUUGGGCUGUAUGUUUGCUGGAAUGAUAUUCCGUAAGGAGCCUUUCUUCUAUGGGCACGAUAAUUAUGAUCAACUGGUCAAGAUUGCAAAGGUAUUGGGUACGGAUGAGUUGAAUGCCUAUUUGAACAAGUACCGCUUGGAAUUAGACCAAAAUCUCGCAGCUCUUGUUGGAAGGCAUAGUAGAAAGCCGUGGACAAAAUUCAUCAAUGCUGAUAAUCAACAUUUGGCUGUUCCUGAUGCAAUUGAUUUUGUUGACAAGUUGUUGCGAUAUGAUCAUCAAGAAAGGCCAACUGCAAAGGAAGCAAUGGCCCAUCCUUACUUUUAUCCGAUAAGGAAUGCAGAAGGCCGCAGAAGUCGUGGCCAAUAGGAUUUGAAGGAGGAAGGAGGGGUCACUGAGUCAAACUCGAGGUGCCUAGUUAUUCUUGUUGUUCUUGUAAACUUGUACUGAUCAUUCAAGUUGAGUAGCUCUGCUGUGGUUACCAUUUGAUUCAUUCACAAGUUUGUUGUACUUCAUUGUACACAAAUUUGAGUCAGCGCUGUGUGGUUUAUGUGAUAGAUUUUCAUGAUUGAUUUCUUCAA
Salvia hispanica is the source of this 1414-nucleotide messenger RNA. Its product is annotated as casein kinase II subunit alpha-2-like. Gene Ontology annotation, molecular function: ATP binding; protein serine/threonine kinase activity. NCBI's taxonomy places the organism in Eukaryota, Viridiplantae, Streptophyta, Magnoliopsida, Lamiales, Lamiaceae. The record is from RefSeq and is a predicted model, not a curated record. Gene Ontology annotation, cellular component: protein kinase CK2 complex; cytosol; nucleus. Gene Ontology annotation, biological process: peptidyl-serine phosphorylation; regulation of cell cycle; peptidyl-threonine phosphorylation.